This is a messenger RNA of Mya arenaria, 1924 nucleotides long. RefSeq names its product thrombospondin-2-like. The transcript has 10 exons. Gene Ontology annotation, molecular function: protein binding. Lineage: Eukaryota; Metazoa; Mollusca; Bivalvia; Myida; Myidae. The record is from RefSeq and is a predicted model, not a curated record. Bases 41 to 1390 code for a protein of 449 amino acids.
GUAUUCGGCGUUAAGACGUGGACAAGAGAUCUGUACAAUUAUGACCGGAUUCGGACCAUUGAUAUGGCUGUCGAUUGCCGCUUGUCUUCAAGAAGCGAGCGCAUUGGAAUGUUUAAACUGCACUGCUGUCGCUGAACCGAAUUUGUGCAACGACACUACAGUAUGCGCUUCUGAUGAGUCUUGUUAUGUACAAGCGACACAGACAUCACCUGUCACGCGAUACCAGAUGGGCUGCCAAAACAAUGAGUUGUGCACAAGCAGCAAUCUGCAUGGAGGAGCAGAUGUCGUCGGACGGGCCUUAAAUCUUCGCCAAAUGACCGGCUGCCACGAAUGCUGCUUGACUGACGAAUGCAAUGGAAGACUUUGUGAUCACGAAAAACCAACCGCAUGCAUUGACUCGGUGACCGUGGACUGCGCACUUCUAAAUUCACUGCUGAAUCUAUGCUCGGAUGUGGAUCACGCAAAGACGAUAUGUCCAAAGUAUUGUGGACUUUGCAAUCUUGUUGAUGGAAACUGGGCUGACUGGUCUAGCUGGGGUCAAUGUGACGUCACAUGCGAAAAUGGGACACAAUUGCGUACACGCACCUGCACUAAUCCAGAACCGAAAAACGGCGGUACGGAUUGUGUAGGUUCAGAGAAUGAGAAAAAGGUCUGCGUCAGGGAACUAUGCCCCGUUGAUGGCGGAUGGAGCGUUUGGAAUCGUUGGAGUGCUUGUUCUGUGUCCUGUGAUGCAGGACUUGCUACCCGUCAGAGGAAUUGCAAUAACCCUAAGCCGGAUAGAUGUGGUGACCACUGCUUCGGAGAUCCAUUUGAAGCAAGGAUAUGCAUGCAAAGACCGUGUGCUGACGGUGGCUGGUCACAAUGGUCGCCUUGGGGUGUAUGUGAGGGAAGGCAACUUGCGCGAAACCGCAGCUGCAACAACCCUGAACCAUCCAUGUUCGGCAAGCAGUGUGCAGGAUCAGAUAUGCAAACUAAACCAUGCUCAGGUGGUUUGGUUUACUUUAAUGCCCAUGGCCACAGUCUGUUCCAGACAAAUUACUUGACCUACCCUUCUGUUGUUGACAAUCUCGGCCACGGUUAUCAAAGCAACAACGGCUCCUUUGUCGCGCCUGUCGAAGGACAGUUCUUCUUUUCUGCUCAGAUUUGUACAAGCAAUGGACAAACCGUUAAUGUCCAACUGAGACAUGUUCCGUUGUCUGGGUCUGAACUAGCAAUAGCUGGCAACAGAGCGCAUGGCUCUGGGGACUACGAUUGUGCUACUGCUUCUGCUCCAGUGCUCUUGCGUACAGGCGACCAAGUCAGAGUGUUCACGUCAGCGGCAGACAGAAUCCCGUUAUUCGAUGAUCCGACAUCGUUCUGGACUUCAUUCAGUGGGGUUUUAAUUCAAUAGACAUAUAACUAAGCAACUGAAUUGAUGCCGAGCGCAUAUAUAUCUGUAACGCUCGCGAAUGAAUUCAAGUUUUUUUUAUAUACCAACUUGUUGUAUGAAAUUGAUAUAUCUUAACAUUCUUCUUCCGGUUGAUUUAUAUAUAUACAAACACAAGGAUAAAGAUGAAUAUUGCUUGCUAGUACACGAAACUAAACAGUUAAAACUAACAAUAACAUUUUUCGAACAUUAUCAUAAGUCAUUGUCUGUUUAUCCAUGCAGAUUUUGGCCUUCGAAACAUUGAUAUGAUUGGUAUUCAAGACAUUUCGCUUGUUUACUUUGACUAGUUCUUUAUUUCACUUUUUUUAAACGACGCUUUCGAUGCUUUAUGACGAAAUAUAUGUAUAUAACAUCCAUGGAACAAAGUUUAGAAGUGAGCACCUACAUAAGAUAAACAGGGUGAAACAAAAAAAAACAUUUCCUACAUGUUUUGGUGUUAUCGUAGUUGUUCACUUCAGGUAUAAUAAAUAAAGUUAGAUAAAGAUAAAGUUUAAUGUA